AUGGCCGACGAUACGCGGAAUACCGUCGAUUUGAAUGCGCUGCCGCCAAAGCCCCGCGCGCCGGCAAACACUAUGCCCGGAGGCACAGCGCAUACAGCAGGCGGAGAAAAGACAUCAGAUGGCGGCCCCACAUAUAUCGACGCAGUACGCAGUCUUGGGCCAGAGUACUACUUGAACUUUCACAAGCGCCCUUGCGUACGAGACAGUCAAUUGCAAGGACUAGCAGCUGGCUUUGCAGGAGGAAGUUUGGCCGCUAUAAUAGGGAAGCCGGUCAUCACAUCCUCCAACUGGGCCGUAGCAACCUGGUGUGGCGUCUCCGUCGUGUCCUAUCAAGUAUGCCAGUACUACCGAUCCAAGGAAAAGGCCGGCAUAAAACAAGCACAAGAGCUCAUGGAGAAGAAGCGUGCGAGUAUUGAAGCAAAGAAGGAGGCUCGGCGGAGGGCGAGGGAAGAGCAAGAUCGACUGGAAAUGGAGCGGAAGGCAGAAGAGGAGAGGAGAAAGAGCUGGAGUUAUUGGUACCAGAAGAACGUCAAGUUCUGCACAAGGAUAGCCACGCGCAAAGUAACAACAGCAGCUGGGGCUGAUCACAGUGCUGAACGCACCAAAACCGAAGCCUUCUUCUGGAAGCCAAACGUCUGGGAGAUCAAGCGUGUUACCAUUAACGAAUUAUCGCUGCUCGUCGCGAAAGCUUUUGACCUGGACGACAAGGAGACGCCCAAAUAA
This is a messenger RNA of Alternaria ethzedia, 723 nucleotides long. RefSeq lists its product as uncharacterized. The record is from RefSeq and is a predicted model, not a curated record. Gene Ontology annotation, cellular component: mitochondrion; mitochondrial inner membrane. The coding region runs from base 1 to 723 and encodes 240 amino acids. Gene Ontology annotation, biological process: mitochondrial respiratory chain complex IV assembly. Lineage: Eukaryota; Fungi; Ascomycota; Dothideomycetes; Pleosporales; Pleosporaceae. The transcript has 3 exons.